AUGCAAUUAUCUAAAAAGGUUCUCACUUCACUCCUUUUGUUCCUCGUGGUCUCGGUAGACGCGAGGAAGAAUUGCUAUGUACCGCAUACGGACGGCGUGGACGACUCGCCGGCGAUCAUGGAGGUCUUUGGCCGCUGCAACGUGGACUCGAACAUCAUUUUCAACACAAACAUUAUCUACAAUGCAUGGUCCCCAAUGAAGUGGUUCAAUCUGACAAACGUCAAUAUUGAGCUCCGUGGGCAACUCCAUCUCCCGACAAACAUUACGGAGAUUCAACAAAAGGUCGUGGCUACAUACGGUUCAUCCACGGCACCUUGGUUUAAUAUACAGGGCACCAACGUCAAUCUUCGUGGCGAGGCAGCGUACAAAGCAGGCAUCAUCCACGGUCACGGCCAGCACUGGUGGGACCUUGGCGUACGGACGUCGAGACCGCUGAUGGUUAUGUUCAACGUCUCGACUGGAACAGUGUCCAAGAUCAAGAUGAUCCAGCAAAUUGCUCACGGCUUCAACGUGCCUGGGAAGAAUAUAAAGAUCACGGAUCAUUACGUCGACUCGGUACCGACGAACGGAACACGCGACUCGCCUGCCUCCUUCCCCUUUAACACGGAUGGUUUCAAUAUUGGUGGCCAGAAUAUCACCAUUGAUGGAUACUACGGAAAUAACGGCGACGAUUGUGUCUCAAUCGUCAACAAAGCCAACAACGUCGUUGCGAGGAACGGAUACUGCGGAUUCUCGAGCCACGGUCUAUCCAUUGGCUCUUUGGGCAGCAAUGGCCAAAAUAGUCAAGUCGCCAACAUUCUAUUUGAGAACUGGGUAAUGGAUGGUGCGGUUUACGGGGCCAGGUUCAAGUCUUGGGCUGGUGGAAACGGACUGGCCGCCAAUAUUACCUGGAGGAAUAUCGUCCUCAAGAACGUGUCGACACCCAUCUUCAUUACACAAAACUACUAUGACCAAUCGAAAGGACCAAAGCCCAACAAUACGGCUCCGACAAGUACCCACGUCCAAAACUUCCGCUUCGAAAACUUUAGUGGUUAUAUGAACCCAAAUUGGACUGACGGGACGUGCAUUUCUGAUCCAUGCUGGAAUUAUGUCGAGGGUAUCAACGGCACGCAGGGGAUCAUAUUCGAUCUCUAUAAUGGGACCGCCACCGGCCUGCAAGUGAAGAAUUUCCAUGUGCGACCAUACAAGGGUACAGAGAAGGAUACGACGGUGAUCUGCGACCCUGCGACCCUGGCACCAGUCUGA
Molecule: messenger RNA, 1245 nt
Organism: Serendipita indica DSM 11827
Lineage: Eukaryota; Fungi; Basidiomycota; Agaricomycetes; Sebacinales; Serendipitaceae
Source: the annotation of a GenBank genome assembly